Messenger RNA from Anopheles stephensi (Asian malaria mosquito), 1736 nucleotides. RefSeq names its product protoporphyrinogen oxidase (gene Ppox). Gene Ontology annotation, cellular component: mitochondrial inner membrane. Gene Ontology annotation, biological process: heme biosynthetic process. Lineage: Eukaryota; Metazoa; Arthropoda; Insecta; Diptera; Culicidae. The transcript has a single exon. Gene Ontology annotation, molecular function: protoporphyrinogen oxidase activity, oxygen as acceptor. The record is from RefSeq and is a predicted model, not a curated record. Bases 205 to 1644 code for a protein of 479 amino acids.
AAUUUGACAGCCGCUUUCUUUUUGUAAACAACAACAACAUUAUCAACUGUACCGCCGCUGUACACAGUUUUCUUGAAUCACUCUGCAGAAUAUUAUCGAAAUCAAUUCCAUUCGCCGGGCGUUCGCUGAUAGCACUUGCGGGAGAAUGCAAUGCUGACGUAGACACUUCAAAAUCAGGUUCGAAACUCGCUUAAACGCAACAACAUGACUGCCAUUCUCGGUGCCGGCAUCAGUGGACUAGCGGCAGGCCAUUACUUGCUCAGGAAAACACCUAACCUACCUUUCACAAUAUACGAGGCGACGGAUCGCAUCGGUGGUUGGAUACGCUCCGAACGCUGCUUGGAGCAUGGGUUCGUGUUCGAGGCAGGACCACGAACGAUUCGUCCGAAAGGUCCAGCAGCAAGCAACACGCUCCAGCUCAUAGAGGAGCUCGGACUGGCCGAAGAGGUGUAUUCGAUCAGCUCAAAUCAUACAGCCGCCCGGAAUCGUAUGAUUUACGCCAAAGGAAAGCUAAACCUGCUGCCCAACUCACUGGGUGGAGUGUUGAAAACGAUACCACCAUUCACGAAGCCCCUAUACUUUGCAGCCUUUCGUGACCUGCUGGCAGGACGAUCGGAAACUGCGCUGAAUGAUGAAUCUAUGUACUCGUUCGUGGAACGAAGGUUUGGUAAGGAGAUCGCCGAUUAUGCGGUCAGCUCAAUGCUGUGUGGAAUUUGUGCGGGCAAUGCGAAAGAGAUCAGCGUCAAGUUUCUGAUGAAGGAUCUGUUUGAGCGCGAGCAACGGCACGGUGGAGUCAUAUUAGGGCUGCUAAAAGAGGCACUACAAAACCGCAAAAAGAAACAACCUCAAAGCGAUAAAAAAAGCCCUCGCUCGCAGCCAACCGGGUUAGCGGAACGUGCAAAGGCAGAAAACUGGAGCAUCUACUCGAUACGGGGUGGCCUGCAAACUUUACCCGAAAUGUUGGCCGCUAACCUGCGCGCCAAAGGUGUAUCCAUCGUAACGGGAACGCGAUUCGAAGAACUGACCUUCGGCCGCGAUCACGUUGUGUUGCGAGUCGAUGGUAAGGAGCAACAGCUGCAACAGCUCGUUAGCAGCAUUCCCAGCUAUAAGCUAGCAAAACACGUGCAAAAGCAGCACCCGCAGCUAGCCACGGUGUUGAGCAGCAUCCCGUUCGUGGACGUGUGCGUGAUCAAUCUGCAGUACCGGAAGCCGGAUCUGCUGAAGCAGGAUGGGUUUGGAUUUUUGGUACCCCCGAUCGAGAAUUUGCCCAUACUGGGAGUAAUUUUCGACAGCUGUUGCUUCGACAUGGAGGACAACACGGUGCUAACCGUGAUGAUGGGAGGAGCAUGGUUCGAGAAGUGGUUCGGCACGAACCCUUCCGAAGAGCACCUGCUGGAGGUGGCAUUGGAGAACGUGAAAAAGAUCCUGCACAUUGAGCAACGCCCCGACAGCUACAAGGUAAAUUUGCUCCGCAAAUGCAUUCCCCAGUAUACCGUUGGCCACCAGGAUCGCGUGAAAGCGAUACGGGACUAUGUCGAGCAGCAUCGAUUGCCGAUUGUGCUUUGUGGUGCUUCGUACGAUGGUGUCGGAGUGAACGACGUCAUACUGUCCGCUCGAACGAAUGUGGAGAAAAUGGCACCCUAACCGAACGAUAGUUGAAAUUGUGUAAAGCAUAAGUGAGCUUGGUUUCAAGAUGUUAAGCCUGACGAAAAUAAAUAUAUGUUUAACAUAUAACA